Micromonas commoda is the source of this 781-nucleotide messenger RNA. RefSeq lists its product with no specific name. NCBI's taxonomy places the organism in Eukaryota, Viridiplantae, Chlorophyta, Mamiellophyceae, Mamiellales, Mamiellaceae. The coding region runs from base 32 to 730 and encodes 232 amino acids. The record is from RefSeq and is a predicted model, not a curated record. The transcript is spliced from 4 exons.
GCGCCCAUGGAAGAGGAGGAUGAUUCGAUCGAUGCUGUGCGCGCUGGUGAUGUUCCUGGGGCUCAUCAUCGCCCCGACAUCGGCCUAUCCAACCGGGAAGGUGGUCGAGGUCACCGAGGUCGACUUCGACGCGCAGGUAGCGAAAGGACCGACGCUGGUGGACGUCUACGCGGACUGGUGUGGACACUGCAGACAACUCGCGCCGGUGUGGGAGGAACUCGCGAAGGAGCUCGAAGGCGAAGUCUAUGUCGUCAAGGUCAACGGCCCGAAGUGCAGGUCCCUGCAGCAGAGGCUCCACGUCAAGGCGUACCCGUCCAUACUCUACCUCCGCGACGGCGAGAUGCGAUCGUACGACGCGGCGCAGAGGACCGUCCAGGCGCUCGCCGCCUUCGCCAGGAAAGGGUGGAGGCGCACCAAGCCGGUGCCCUUCUACAUGGCGCCCAACAACUGGUACGGGCGGAGCGUGGGGUGGGUGUACAAGAUACCGGCGAUCGCUCGCGAGGCGCACGGAAACCUGCGAAAGGCUGGUUGGGGCGACGUGUCCAUCAUCUUCGCGACGUUGGCCGUGCCGGUGGCGGCGGGGAUGUUCGCGAUAUUCGUGGCGGACGUGUGGGUGGUGCGGACGACGCGGGCGCAGGGGGCGGCGGCGAGGCGGCGGGACGACGCGCGGCGGCUGCUGAGGGAGCAGCAGGAGGCGCUCGAACGGAUGAACCGAGUGCACGCCGACUGACGAACGAGACCGAAUGAUUUAUCGUUUAAUUACAACGCCCGGCCCAAACCA